Messenger RNA from Panicum virgatum (switchgrass), 630 nucleotides. Its product is annotated as CASP-like protein 4D1. The record is from RefSeq and is a predicted model, not a curated record. Lineage: Eukaryota; Viridiplantae; Streptophyta; Magnoliopsida; Poales; Poaceae. The transcript has a single exon. The coding region runs from base 70 to 630 and encodes 186 amino acids.
UUUGCGAGAAAUUAAAUCCACAGCUUGUAGUUGUUAGAAGUUUGGACCCAGCAAAGAUCAUCUAGCAAUAUGGCGUCCAGGAUGACGGCUGCCCUGCCGGCGGCCGUCCUGAUCCUCCGGCUCCUCACCCUGGCCCUCCUCGUCGCCUCGCUCGCCCUCAUCGCCGCCGACAAGGUCAAUGUCGACGGCGACCCGCCGCAGAGGUUCACCUUCAAGGACGUCCACGCCUACCGGUACGUCUUGGCCGUGGCCGUCCUCGGGUGCGCCUACACGCUGCUGCACCUCCCGUUCGCGGCCGUCGGCGUCGCCCGGAGGAAGCGGCUCGUCGGCGGCGGCGGCGAGGACGUGGCGCUGCUCCUCGUCGUCGCCGACGUGGCCUUCGCGCUGCUGCUGGCGGCGGGCGCCGGCGCGGGGCUCGGCUUCACCCACGACGCGAAGCGCUACUUCGACGGGGUGGAGUUCGGCGGCACCGGCGGCUCGCCGGAGGACGACCGGCAUCAACGGGACGUGGACAGGUUCUUCGACCUGGCCAGCGCCUCCGCGGGGCUCGUGCUGGCGGCCGCCGCCUGCAUGGCGCUCAUGAUCAUUCUCUCCGUCUACUCACUCGUCAAGUCACGCAGUGACAGCUGA